This is a messenger RNA of Pogona vitticeps (central bearded dragon), 2053 nucleotides long. NCBI's taxonomy places the organism in Eukaryota, Metazoa, Chordata, Lepidosauria, Squamata, Agamidae. The record is from RefSeq and is a predicted model, not a curated record.
AACAGUGGAACCGAAGAAGAGUCAUGGGUUUGCCGGAUCCCCGAUCUGCAGGAGCCACUCAAGAUGAAAAUAAAAAGGAGGGGCAGAAGUGGAUCAGGGGCCGAGGAAUAAAAAUAUUGAUAUUGUGGAUUCUGUUCUUAAGCUGUUGGGAUGGGACUGAGGGUGUGAUUAAAGGAGAAUUUAAUGACAUAGAGAUCAGGAUGAAAGAAAAUUUAUGGGUAAAAUUAGCAAAAAUUGCAAAAGUUUCAGACUUUUGUCUAGGCCCAGAUGAUACAGUACAUGGAAUGUUGGGAACAUGUUUAAUUCCAGUUUGCAAGGAGCCUCAGAGUAUUGCAAAUCACACAGAUUUAGGUCAGUGGUUUGACGAAUCUAUUGUAAAAUAUACUAAUUCACACCAAUGGGGAUACAUCACCAGGCGACUCCCGGCUGAUGCUUUUUCUUUACAUACACCUAUAGUGGCAGCUGGCGAAAACACAACCUGUGCCAGAGUGGUCGGUUGUUCCUCAAAUAAAUGUGUGAAGACACCCAAAGCUACAUGGAAUUGUUCCCAGCCAGUGAACAUCUCUUAUAAUUGGGCUCAUGUGAUUCUGCCCCCUGGUUGGUUUUUCACAUGUGGGCAGCAAACAUUUAAUUACAUACCAGCAAAUCUGAGUGACACUCUUUGUUGUUUGAGCCGUUUGGUACUUAAUUUACCACGAAAGGAGGAAUUGUCAUUAGGAUAUUCCGGGAGAAAUACAAGAAUAAAAAGAGACCUCCACAAUCUGAGCCCAGAUUGUAAUAGUCAUGUACACAUCUUCAGUGAUGCUGAAUUUUUGUCUUUAGGAGUAUCCUUGGUAGGCGUUCCAGCUUUAGCUGUGUAUAACGCAAAGCAAGUAUCAGCUUUGGCAUGUGCGUUAGUUAAAUCCAUUAAUGAAACCUCUACAGCCAUUAGUCUCCUAAAUCAAGAACAGCAGCAGUUGCGGGGAACUAUACUCGACAACAGAGCUGCUCUCGAUUAUUUGAUGCUUAAGGAUGGACGAGGCUGUGAGAGUUUUCAUAACUUAUGUUGCUUUAAUCUGACAGACAACAGUAAGUCAAUUCACCAUCAAGUGGCUGGUCUUAGGAAAAUUGUAGAGAAUAUAAAGGAGGACACAAACCCUGCAUGGUGGGAUUGGCUUACUGGGUGGUUAUCAUUUGGGUGGCUAAAAGCGCUGUUUGUAGCUGCAAUAGGAUUUAUAAUGAUCAGUCUAAUUGUAUGCUGUGGUCUACAGCUCAUAACCAAAUGUUUUCCAAAAGCCAUUCCCUCACCCUGGGGAAAAAGAGGCAUGAUUACUAUUAGAUUGGUGAGAACUACAACACUGGUUGAAGACCCGCCUAUUGAAGAGGUAGACGUUUCCAGUGAUUAUGCCUCAUUAGAGAUGGAUAAGGUCUCCUGCAACUAUGAGGAGAUUCCCAGGGAGUAAAAUUUGUUCAAGUAUUUGGGGCUGGAUUGUUAUGGAUAAAAAGAGAGGCCCAAUAAUGAACAAAUUUUACCAAUAAUCAAUGAGAGUUUAGGAGUAACAAAGAGCAAAGCAAGCCUGCUUAUGGUUGCAGCUUCAGUUGCAAAAAUUAUUUUAAGAUACUGCUUGACUAACACAAAAAGAGGAUGUGAACUUGGGCACAGAUGCCUGGGUCAGCAGAAAUGUUCCAGACAAAGUCGAAAACAGGAAGUUAAGUAAACAAUGUUACUAACCGUUGACCCAGUGUAACCAAUGUACUAAAAAUGUGUGUUUUGGAAAUAGCUUUUGCUGAAUGUGGAAAUUGAUACUAACGGUCAUAAGAAAGAAUAAUAAAAAGGAGGUGGGAUGAUCAAGAGGGAGGGCUUUGAUUUUGGGUGGGAAAGGGGUGGAAUUAAGGGAUAUUAAUUAGAUAGAUUGUGAACCCAUUGGCCAAUUGGUCUUUGGGGCAGGGAGAUUAUUUUGAGUAUAUAAAUCAAUGCUGAUACCUCAUUUAUUCGGAAGCUCUUGGGGGAUUUCCAACUUGAGCUUCCCCGCUGCUGCAGUGAGAUAUAUAAUAAAGCUGCUUCUUGUUUUCA